ACAGGAUUUGAAUCCACGUCCUUGUGAGGGUAUAGAUCAAAUCAUUAGCCAACUGUGCCCAACAUUAUUAUUGUAUAUUUAAAUAGACAGCAUGGGUUCUCUAACGCAUGAUUGAGGGGAAAUGGAGAUAGAGAAGAGAACUAGUGGCGGUUUGGAGAUGGUGGAGAAAGAAGAUGAUGUAGACAAUAAUAAGAAGAAGCAACAUCGAAGAGGAGGAAUCAGAACAUUACCUUUCAUCCUUGGUAAUGAAUUGUGUGACAGAUUUGCCGUGGCUGGUUUUAAUGCUAACUUGAUAAGUUACCUGACCCAAGUGCUGAACAUGCCAUUGGUAUCGGCCUCCAACACACUUACAAACUUUGGUGGAACAUCUAGCUUCACCCCUCUCAUUGGUGCUCUCAUUGCAGAUUCCUUUGCUGGCCGAUUUUGGACCAUUACUGUUGCUUCUCUCAUCUAUGAACUGGGAAUGGUUAGUGUGACUCUAUCAGCUAUACUGCCACAUAUGCGCCCUGCACCAUGCCCAACUCAAGUGAACUGCCAAGAAGCCACAUCCUCGCAACUGUUGAUACUCUACAUUUCUCUACUCCUCACAUCUAUUGGAUCAGGUGGCAUUAGACCUUGUGUUGUGCCCUUUUCAGCAGACCAAUUUGAUAUGACCAAAAGUGGUGUGGAAUCUAGGAAGUGGAACCUCUUCAAUUGGUACUAUUUCAUCAUGGGAUUCGCUACUCUGAGUGCUUUGACCAUUGUGGUUUACAUUCAAGACAAUAUGGGUUGGGGCUGGGGCCUUGGAAUUCCAGCCAUUGCCAUGCUGAUAUCCAUCAUCGCCUUUGUAUUGGGCUCACCAUUAUAUAAAACUGUGAAACCAGAAGGGAGCCCUUUGGUUCGUUUGGCCCAAGUGAUUGUGGCAGCUGUAAAGAAGAGGAGGGAGGUAUUACCAGACGAUCCCAAGCUUUUGUACCAAAAUAGGGAACUUGAUGAUGCUAUUUCUUUGGAAGGAAGGCUUUUACACUCGGACCAAUAUAAAUGGUUGGACAAGGGUGCAAUUGUCACAGAGGAGGAGGCCAGAGAUCCAAAUGCGCCACCUAACCUAUGGAAAUUAGCCACUGUCCACAGAGUUGAGGAGCUAAAAUCUAUCAUUAGAAUGCUUCCAAUUUGGGCAUCAGGAAUUUUGCUCAUAACUUCUUCAUCACACUUGCACAGCUUUGUCAUUCAACAAGCUCGCACAAUGGAUCGUCACCUCUCUCACUCAUUCCAAAUUCCCCCAGCUAGCAUGUCUAUUUUCGGUGUGUUAACCAUGAUGUCUGGCAUUAUUCUCUACGAACGCCUUUUUGUUCCCUUUGCUCGUAGGUUCACUGGGAACCCUGCUGGAAUCACAUGCCUACAAAGGAUGGGGGUAGGCUUUGUGGUUAACAUUAUAGCCACAAUAGUUUCAGCACUGGUGGAAAUCAAAAGGAAAUCAGUUGCUGCCAACUACCACUUAUUGGAUGAUCCAAAAGCCAGUAUUCCUAUUAGUGUGUUCUGGUUGUUACCACAGUAUUGCAUACAUGGGAUGGGUGAAGUUUUCAUGUCUGUUGGGCAUAUGGAAUUUCUCUUUGAUCAGUCACCUGAAAGUAUGAGAAGCAGUGCUGCAGCUCUGUACAGCCUAACUGCAGCCAUUGGGAACUAUUUAGGAACAUUACUGGUAUCUUUAGUGCAUAAGUAUACUGGCAAGGAGAGGAAUUGGUUGCCCGAUAGGAACCUCAACAGGGGGAGACUGGAGUACUAUUAUUUUCUUGUUAGUGGGAUUCAAGUUAUAAAUCUCAUUUACUAUUUAAUAUGUGCUUGGUUUUACACUUACAAGCCCUUGGAGGAUAUCAGUGAAAGGAACAACAAGGGAGAAGAUAUGGAACAAGCCAAUGAAAGUAUCUCAUCUGUCAAUUCAAAAGUAGGUAGGGAGGAAGAAAAGAGAGAAUUUACAAACCAUGAAUGAACUUAUCAUGUCGUUGAUAUUAGUUAAGAAGCAUUAUUAAACUGUAAUGAAUGUUCAAUUCCUCAUCAAAAGGUAUAUGUAAGCACAAGCCAGACCAUGUCUUAUGUUUUAUUUUCAUGUGUACUUCUAUAAUCAUUUGACAUUAACUAGCCAUUUUCCUAAAAUAUUAAAAAUUGCUACCAAGAUUGUAUCUUAUAAUAUCAAUUAAAGUAUCAAGUAACUCCAAUUAUCUAAGUUACCUCCAGUAUUAUAAAUCACUCAUUGGAAUGAUCUAUCAAAAUCUCAACUUCAAUUAAGCAAAGAAUAUUAAUCAACUCGCAAUGGAAACAGCUAGCUUUAUGUAUUAAUCCCAUCAAAUCAAUAAGAAA
Molecule: messenger RNA, 2334 nt
Organism: Gastrolobium bilobum
Lineage: Eukaryota; Viridiplantae; Streptophyta; Magnoliopsida; Fabales; Fabaceae
Product: protein NRT1/ PTR FAMILY 3.1-like
Exons: 4
Coding region: 122-1966 (614 amino acids)
Biological process (GO): transmembrane transport
Cellular component (GO): plasma membrane
Molecular function (GO): transmembrane transporter activity
Source: RefSeq, a predicted model, not a curated record